CGCCAGUUUGUCGUCGUCAUCAUGCGUUUCAGUCGCCCACCGCUUUCUCAAUUGAAUCACUUAAAGAAAUCGUUUUCUUUCAAACGCAAGUGGAUUCUGCAACCCCCUAACGCUCCUAGGAAGUAUGACAGGAGAUUGAAGUCAUCGCCCGAAUGGCCCUCGCCCGAAACAUCAUCGGAAAGCUCACCAUACUCAACAGAACCGCCAAAACGACCGCUAUUAUCAAGGUCACCGCCUGCUGGAUCACCGUCAUCCAAGAGCUCAUCAUGUGGUUCACCAUGGCCAGAGAUACCAAGUUGAGGAUUUCGAAACUGAGGCAAAUGAAGGCUAUGUUGAAUGUAGGUUUCCUAGAUUUCCCAGCAGAAAUCCUCAUAGAAGUACACGGAGCGCUACCAUCAUUGUCUUCUGGGUCUGUCUUGUAGCCGCAGUUGCCCUACAAAUCGGGAUUCUGGUCGCCACCGUGUUCUUUACGAGCACGGAUAACACAGAUUUUGAACCCGAAAGCCCAAGCUUCCCACUCUGUAAGAACAGUCGAUUUCGGGAAUGUUCAGCUGCCACUUCCAACGCUACUAUUUGUACCGAGAUCGAGGCAAUGUUACACAACAACGAACACGCCAGGCUCUUUCUAGACCAAGGGCACCGCCUCAUAGAUAUGCAAUUGAACGACAUGCCGAACGGGGCCUCUCACGUGACGAGCGGAGCGUUAGGAGGUAG
Molecule: messenger RNA, 714 nt
Organism: Mytilinidion resinicola
Lineage: Eukaryota; Fungi; Ascomycota; Dothideomycetes; Mytilinidiales; Mytilinidiaceae
Exons: 2
Coding region: 153-422 (89 amino acids)
Source: RefSeq, a predicted model, not a curated record